GCUUUCUUCUGGGAAAGUCGAACCACUGAUGGAACCGAGAAGCCACUGCUGGCUAUAGAGGGAAAGCACCGGUGGCGGCGCGGGCGCUGUCCAGCGUGCUGAAGCCGGAGUGAGCGAACCGCCCGAAACUGCGCCGACCCAGCGGAGCCAAGCCUACUGGACGCCAGACCUCGACCGUCGCUCGUAUCCCAGCCACCGCUCGGAGCCGAGGCUAGACGCGUCCCGAUCUUCCCCUGUCCCCACCCCGUCCCGACCCUCCUUUCUACCUCCCGCAUCGUGACACCAGCUGUCUCAGGCAGUGCUUUGGUCAUGAAAUCGCUCUGGCUGCCGGCUUCCGCCCUCUUCUGCUUCCUUCUACUGAUUAAGGGGUUGGGAGCAGCGCCCCCGGGGUAUCCUGACGCGCAGCCACCUCCCCUCAGCUCUGAGCAUAAAGAGACGGUUGCUGGGGACGCAGCGCCCGGACCAAAGGAUGAUAGCACCUCAGAGGUCCGAGCCGCUCGAAAUUCAGAGCCGCAGGUCGAGGGAGAGCUUUUCCAGGGUGUGGAUCCCCGGGCGCUGGCCGCGGUGCUGCUCCAGGCACUCGACAGCCAGGGCUCGUCCCCGGCGCCCGGCGAUUCCCAGCAGGGGCCAGAGGAAGGAGCAGCUGAAGAUUUGACCGAGACCGUGCGCAGCCAGACCCACAGCCUUCCGGCGCCAGAGACCCAGAAGCCCGCGGCGCUGCCGCGCCCUCAGACUCAGAAGAAUAGUGCUGAGGCGGGAGAUCCCUCCGAGGAGCUCGAGGAGCUGGCUUCCCUGCUCCAGGAACUGCGAGAUUUCAGUCCCAGCAGCGCCAAGCGCCAGCAAGAGACGGCGGCAGCAGAGACGGAAACUCGCACGCACACGUUGACCCGAGUCAACCUGGAGAACCCCGGGCCGGAGCGCGUAUGGCGCGCUUCGUGGGGCGAAUUCCAGGCGCGCGUCCCAGAGCGCUCGCCCCUAUCUCCCCCGGCUCCCCCGCAAUUCCAGGCGCGUAUGCCCGAGAGCGGGCCCCUUCCCGAAGCCCACCAUUUCGGGGAAGGAUUGUCCUCCCCUAAAACGCACCCAGGUGAGACACUGGCACCCCUGUCCAAGGCGUACCACGACCUGGGCGCCCCCUUCCCCAAGGCUCGCCGGCCAGAGAGCUCGCUCCUGGGAGGCUCUGAGGCGGGAGAGCGCCUUCUACAGCAGGGGUUGGCGCAGGUAGAGGCCGGGCGGCGGCAGGCGGAGGCCACGAGGCAGGCCGCGGCGCAGGAGGAGCGGCUGGCGGACCUCGCCUCCGACCUGCUGCUCCAGUAUCUGCUGCAGGGUGGGGCCCGGCAGCGCGGCCUAGGGGGUCGGGGGCUGCAGGCGGCGGCGGAGCGCGAAAGCCAGAGGGAGGAGGAGGAGGCGGAGCAGGAGAGACGAGGCGGGGCGGAGAGGGUGGGGGAAGAGGAGGAGGCGGAGGCAGAGGCGGCGGAGGCGGAGAGGGCGCGGCAAAACGCGCUGCUGUUCGCGGAGGAGGAGGACGGAGAAGCCGGAGCCGAGGACAAACGCUCCCAGGAGGAGACGCCCGGCCACCGGCAGAAGGAGGCUGAGGGCGCAGAGGAGGGCGGGGAGGACGACGACGAAGAGAUGGACCCGCAGACGAUCGACAGUCUCAUUGAGCUGUCCACCAAACUCCACCUGCCAGCGGACGACGUGGUCAGCAUCAUCGAGGAGGUGGAGGAGAAGCGGAAGCGGAAGAAGAACGCCCCUCCCGAGCCCGCGCAGCGCCCACGAGCCGCCCCCGCCCAUGUGCGCUCCCCGCAGCCCCCGCCCCCCGACCCUGUUCCCGCUGGAGACGAGCUGCCCGACUGGAACGAGGUGCUCCCGCCCUGGGAUCGGGAGGAGGACGAGGUGUUUCCCCCAGGGCCCUACCACCAUUUUCCCAACUACAUCCGGCAGCGGACACUGCAGCCACCCGCUGGCUCGCGCCGCCGCCACUACCACCACGCCCUGCCACCCUCGCGCCACUAUCCCGGCCGGGCGGCCCAGGCGCGGCGCGCGCAGGAGGCGGCGGAGGCGGAGGAGCGCCGGCUGCAGGAGCAGGAGGAGCUGGAGAAUUACGUCGAGCACGUGCUGCUCCGGCGCCCGUGACCCGCCCUGGCCCCGCCCCCGCAGCUGCCACCACGCCCUCCGUGUCACAUCCCCACCAACUCGGUGUUUGCAUGCCCCCCGUCCCCGCCCCUGCUCCGCCCGCGGGCUGUGUCGGAACCUGUUGGACCUCUCACGGGGUCCGAAGCCCGAACUCCCCAGGCUCACUCACGGAUGUCCCAGGGCCAACGGGUGGGUGGUGUGUACGAGAACCCCCGCGGGGCCCUGUCCCCGUCCGAAACCGGAAAAAGCCGUCCCAGUUAAUCGUGUGAAGUGUGUCUGUUUCCCGCCCUUUGGGCCCCCCAUGAGCCUCUCCACCCUCUCCCGAGAUGGCUGUGAGUUCACCCCUACUUCCCUUUCCCUGUUGUAAAUACCCCUCACGGAGGAAAUAGUUUUGCUAAGAAAUAUAAGUGACUAUUUUAUUAGGA
Molecule: messenger RNA, 2558 nt
Organism: Manis pentadactyla (Chinese pangolin)
Lineage: Eukaryota; Metazoa; Chordata; Mammalia; Pholidota; Manidae
Gene: VGF
Product: VGF nerve growth factor inducible
Exons: 3
Coding region: 310-2133 (607 amino acids)
Biological process (GO): carbohydrate homeostasis; regulation of synaptic plasticity
Molecular function (GO): neuropeptide hormone activity
Source: RefSeq, a predicted model, not a curated record